GUGACCUCAGAAGCAGAGGGAGUGAAGCUAGGCGGUUCGACCACAGCUCUGAAAUAUCGUCGUAAACAAACGCAAAAUACGAUAAAAGACGAGAUUCACCCCCUUGAAAAAGGAAAAUUGUUUUGUCAGGCGAUGGUGCGGGCUGUGUGGGCGGUGCUCCGGGUGGUGUCUUGCGAGGGAGCCGCUGUGCUGAAAUCAAACAAACCUCGCGCUGGUGGAAUUGCUGCACUACGGCACCGGUGUACCCACGAGCCCAUCACUUCCGGCUACAGAGCUCUAUCAAGCGAGGCGAGACGCCUACAGUCUGCAGUCAGAAUGCCCGAGAUAUCGACAGAUAACCUGGACGAGAAGCAGGUCCGGCUGCUGUCGGAGAUGUGCAUUGUCAUCGACGAGAACGACGCAAAGAUUGGAGCGGACACAAAGAAAAACUGCCACCUAAACUCAAACAUCGACAAAGGUUUAUUACACAGAGCUUUCAGCGUAUUCAUUUUCAACAGCGAGGAGAAGCUGCUCUUACAACAGAGGUCUGACGCCAAAAUCACGUUUCCGGGCUGUUUCACAAACACAUGCUGCAGUCACCCUUUACACACAGACAGUGAGCUGGAGGAGAAGGAAGCAAUCGGAGUGAGGAGAGCUGCUCAGAGGAGACUCGAAGCUGAAUUGGGUAUCCCCAUAGAGCAGGUGACUCCAGAUGAAAUGACGUACCUGACAAGGAUCCACUACAAGGCCCAGUCAGACGGUGUGUGGGGAGAACACGAGAUUGACUACAUCCUCUUCAUGCAGAAGAACGUGGAGUUGAGCCCAGACCCCAAUGAGAUCAAAAGCCACUGCUACGUGAGCAAGGAGGAGAUGAAGGAGAUGUUGGAGAAGGCCAAGCGCAAAGAACUGGAGAUCACGCCCUGGUUCAGCCUCAUCGCAGAGACCUUCCUCUUCGAGUGGUGGGACGAUCUGCAGAACCUUAAGAAGUUCAUGGAUCACAAAAAUAUCCACCGCAUGUAGCCAAAGCCAGGAUCGGGCUCUACCUUCAGUCAUGUCAAACCUGUGGUUGUAGUAGUUCUUGCUUCACAUACAAGCAUAGCCAGCUGAGCUGCUAGAAAACACCAGGCACGCUGAAAUAUGAGUAUCACUGGCUACUUUUCCCCAGGAAGUAGUACGUGUAGGACUUCUACACCUAAAGAGGAGGCGGAGAAUGUCUUGCUAAACAGGGUGAUGUGGUUCAUAGUGGAUUUGUAGCUCUUGAGUUGCAUUCAUCUACACAAGUUGAUGCACGUAGGGCUGGUAGGGUGACUCUUAGUCUUAAGUAUUUAGUUCACAAAUAGAUUAUGAAUCAGUUCUGGUAAGCUGCACACUGGAUUUACAGAGUGAACUGCAGUAAAGACAUUUCACAUCUUACGCUACUAGGAGGCAAAAUGCAAUCUCGUUAUCGACAACUAAAUGAAGAGAAUGGCCUAUUUUUAUAUAAAAACUUAAAAGUGCCCGAGUACAGGUUAUUAGGUUGGGAUGUAUAGUGUCUCCAAGUAGUGAUGUCACAACAACCAAUGUCGCCUCUGUGUAUUGUAAUUAUAUCAAUGAACAAGCUGCUUUUGCACUCUUUUACACAAAGUGUUUGAUUGUGGUCUGAUGGCUGUAUUUACAUGUGUGUAUAAAAGAACGGCUUGAUGUCAAUAAUGUGACAAUAUUAGAGAUCAAAAUAUCACCUCAUUCAAUAAUAAUUUGGUCAAAUAGAUGGCGCUUUUGACUUGGUGUAACACACAUCAGUUCACAAUAAUAAGUGUACACGUACUAAAGGUGUCCCCAUUAGGCCACUGCAUUAACACUUCUCUACAACUUCACAUUAUCAAAACACAAUCACAAAUAUUGUCUCUUAUGCAAUGACAAAGAAUAGUACACAAAGGGCUGUUUAAUUGCUGAAAGUUGUUAAAGAAAUGUUGAAUUAAACUUGUGUUGAAUAAGAGAUGCUUUAAUAGAACUGUGAUGUACUUUAUAUUGACACAAAGGCACAUUUCUAUUAUAGCACCAAAGCUGAUACGUCAGAAGCAUGCUUUCAUCGUGCAACCAUAAAAACUAUCCGUGACCAGAUGUCAGUAAGCAGUACUGUAUCUCGUUUCUGUGGUGACAGCAUGUGUAAUACUGAUAUACAUAGUCAUAUCUAUGGAAUUGACAGUCCUUGUCCAGGAACAACAGCGAAGUAACUGGCACAAUGGUAGACCACAGUAAAUGUACACACAUACAAGUCAUGAGACUGGCACAAUACCACCGAAUCAAUGAGACCACUUUCUAGUCGUCACAAUAUUUCAUACUUAAGGUACAAACCGCUCUGGGGCUACACAGGUUUAUAACCGACACACACAGUUUGGCAUUUCAUUGAGUAAUGAGUAAAACGUUAGAGUGCAUAAAGAAGCAGGUGCAUCCAUUAAUAUUAACAAAGCUACUUGGCUAUUUGUACAUAAUUAUGCUACUAGCAGCGCUGCAGCUAUUCCACUGAGGAUGUAAACAGCGUAUAUGGGGGGGGGUCCACUACCCUAUGAUAUAUAUACUGAGUCACACCAGUUUCUCAUAAUUAAAAGAUCCCCUUUGUUAUCUUAAUGCCUAAAAGACGUUUACAAAACUAUUGUAACUGCACACUCCGAAUUAAAGAGCCUGCAGCCGACUAGUGAACACACAGUGCAAUGUUUGAGUGAUUACUUCUGAAACAAUGAAUGCUUAAAUGUGUAUUUUUAAUACUUUCUUUAAAAAAAAAAAAAAAUCUUAAAAGUGCAAUUCCCUGCCUAUCAAGUUAUAUUUUCAACAAUGGCGGAAUGAUUAUGCUUGUUUCCUAUUUCUAAUAUGCAGUAGCACUGAAUAACAGCUAAAAUGAACACACAAUGCUAAGAUAUAACAAAAGCUAUUUUGACACUUAAAAAUACACAGGUUGGUCAUGAGUGUGGAUGCAUUGUGUGUUUGGGGUGGUUGUUUUGGACUAAGCUGCAUGCUGGUAUUUCCUUGAGGUGGUGAAAUAAAGGUUUGAGUAAGGCAAGUGUA
Messenger RNA from Anarrhichthys ocellatus (wolf-eel), 3021 nucleotides. It is a transcript of the gene idi1, whose product is annotated as isopentenyl-diphosphate delta isomerase 1. Gene Ontology annotation, molecular function: isopentenyl-diphosphate delta-isomerase activity. Bases 133 to 999 code for a protein of 288 amino acids. Lineage: Eukaryota; Metazoa; Chordata; Actinopteri; Perciformes; Anarhichadidae. The transcript has 7 exons. Gene Ontology annotation, biological process: isopentenyl diphosphate biosynthetic process; isoprenoid biosynthetic process. Gene Ontology annotation, cellular component: cytoplasm. The record is from RefSeq and is a predicted model, not a curated record.